Messenger RNA from Frieseomelitta varia, 1613 nucleotides. RefSeq names its product josephin-2 (gene Josd). The transcript is spliced from 4 exons. Gene Ontology annotation, molecular function: cysteine-type deubiquitinase activity. Bases 455 to 1156 code for a protein of 233 amino acids. The record is from RefSeq and is a predicted model, not a curated record. Lineage: Eukaryota; Metazoa; Arthropoda; Insecta; Hymenoptera; Apidae. Gene Ontology annotation, biological process: protein deubiquitination.
UCAAAUCAUUUUUAUAUCUACUAUGUAUUGCUGUUGAUUAUUCGCGUUUACCAAUAAAAAAGGAACAUGUAAUUGUAAACGUCUUGUUAAGAUAUGUCGGAAACCAGUAAUGAAUAAACGUAAAUAAAUAACACAUUCAUUCAUUUUAUCAAAUACAAACCUUAAUGUAUUUUGCAGUUGUAUUCUAAGGUGACAGUAUUUGUUCCUUGUCCAAGUGUGUAUGUUUUGAUAAUAAUUGUUUAGUACUUAAUGCGACUAGUACUACUAAGAUUUAAAUAAAUAACAAAUUCUGUUCAUUACGUUAUUACAUUAUUAUUAGGUUACCGAUACGACAUAAAUUAAAUACAUAGUGAAACAUAUUGAAUUUUAUACAUAAACAAAUGUUAACAAAGGAUGCAAAAAAUUAAUUGAUAAAAUUGUUAACAUAAUAUAUAAUAAAAAUUAUGUAAAUAAAAUGGUUGCAAACACAACAGAUAUGACUGGAUCCAUAUAUCAUGAAAGACAAGUAAAAGAACUUUGCGCGUUACAUGCAUUGAAUAAUUUGUUUCAAGAAAGGGAUUUUAGUAAACAAGAAUUAGAUCAAAUUUGUUAUAGUCUAAGUCCAGAUGUAUGGAUUAAUCCUCAUAAAUCGCUGUUAGGACUUGGUAACUAUGAUAUUAAUGUUAUCAUGGCAGCACUACAACGAAGAGGACGUGAAGCAGUUUGGUUUGAUAAACGCAGAGAUCCAAAAUGUCUGUGUUUAGAUAACAUUGAAGGUUUUAUAUUAAAUGUACCAACAGAAUAUAAAUUGGGAUUUGUAUUACUUCCCUUGAAAAGACGACAUUGGAUUGCCCUGAAGAAAAUUCAUGGUGCCUUUUAUAAUCUUGAUUCAAAACUUGAUUCUCCUCAGCUUAUUGGGAAAGAAAAUGAUUUACUUGUAUAUCUGAAGGACCAGAUAGAUAGUAAGGAAAAGGAAUUAUUUCUUGUUGUAUCAAAAGAGAUAGAUAAUAAUCAAGGAUGGCUGAUAAAUACAUACGCAAAUAAAGAAGGCAUUAAUGCAGAUCAUGAUACUAUCACAUAUAUUGAAGAUGGUUAUAUGGAGAUGAAUUUGAAAAAAGAUGGAUCUACAGAAAUGAAUGAAAAUGAAAAAUCCUUAGAUAAUAAAAAUUCUAGGUAAUUAAAGCUUUUUUAAUUUACUUAAUCUAUGUAUUCAAUGCUUCAGGCCAAAAUAAAUUAAAAAUUAAAGUGACAAUAGUCCAUUAAUAAAUAAAGUUCUAUGUUUAAGGAAUUGAAAAGAGAAGUAAAAGAUUAUAAAUGUUACAUACAAACUUUCUUGCACAAGAGAAAAGAAUGUAACUAUUUUUAUUAUAUUUAAGUCAACACUAUUUGUUUAAAAUAUGUGAUUAUGUUCGUCAUAUUUUUAUAAAAAUGAAAAAAAUCUUAGCAUGAUAAAAGAUAAGUGAUGGCUCAAUUAUGAAUGCAUAAUAUGUUGCCAAUUAUUAAUAUUUAUAUAGAUUUUUUAUAUAUUGUUAUUAUGAUAAAUUAAUAUAUGUGUAUAUAUAUUGUUAUUUAUUUUAUGCAUAUUUUAUGUACAAUCAUUUGCAUUUAUGAAAUUAAAAUUUCUUAUAUUAAUU